This is a messenger RNA of Dermatophagoides farinae (American house dust mite), 1761 nucleotides long. RefSeq names its product pre-mRNA-processing factor 17. Lineage: Eukaryota; Metazoa; Arthropoda; Arachnida; Sarcoptiformes; Pyroglyphidae. The record is from RefSeq and is a predicted model, not a curated record. Gene Ontology annotation, biological process: mRNA splicing, via spliceosome. Gene Ontology annotation, cellular component: catalytic step 2 spliceosome. Gene Ontology annotation, molecular function: protein binding; mRNA binding.
UCUAUUGUUUUCAUCAUUCGAUUUGUGAUAAUUUCGGUUUUAAUUCUCGUUAAUCUCUAACCAUGUCUUCAGCAUUAGUAUCAUAUGAUGAUAGUGGAAGUGAUUCCGAUGAUCAUGACCCCGAAGUUGAAAUGAAGUUACCAGAAUCAAUGUUACAAAUCGUAUCGGCUCCUCAGGUUGAUGCCACAAUGGUACGUGGUUCGUCAACAUUCAAAAAUUCAGAGCGAUUUAUUGAUGUUAAAAAUUGUAAAGAACUUCAAUAUAAUCCAAAAUUCAAUGAACUUUAUCGUCCAGAAUUCGGUCCAUCUAAUCCUCAUGGACAAACAAUUGGUAAGAAUUUUCUUACCGGAUCACUAGAACCUGCAUACAUGUCAGAAGCAUUGUUUGAAUAUCAACGAAAAAAUUUUCAUGCUUAUGGUAUUGCAAGUGAUCCUAGUACAGGUGCUAAAACCGAUCAAACAGUUUCGAAGCCUGGUUCAUCAAAAACAAUUGAUGAUGUUAAAUUAUCGGGCGAAAAGAAAAAACGAAAACGAUUAGUUAAUGAUGAUCCAGCCGAUAUUGAAGGCUAUAAAGGUCCUUGGGCUGAAUAUGAAGAUGAACAAAAGAUUGCUCGACCAACUGAAGAAGAACAACAAGAAUUGAUUGAAAUUCUAGCUAAACGUAAAAAUGUUCAUGCUGGUGGAACAGUUAAUAAAAUUGAAGAAGAAUUUAAAGAUCGUGCUACCUUGCAUAUAAAAGAUCCAUAUGAUUAUCAAGGACGAUCAUUUUUACAUCCACCACAUGAUAUUGAUGGUGUACCAUUACAUAAACCAGAUCAUAUUCCAAAUCGAUGUUUUCUACCGAAAAAACUACUCCAUACAUAUGUUGGUCAUUCAAAACCAAUCAAUGCCAUACGAUUAUUUCCACAAACUGGUCAUCUAUUACUUUCAUGUUCGGCUGAUUCAAAGAUUAAACUUUGGGAAUUAUAUAAUGAACGACGUUCAAUAAUGACUUAUCAUGGUCAUCGUCAAGCAGUACGUGACAUUUGUUUCAAUCGUCAUGGUGAUCGUUUCAUUUCAUCAGGUUAUGAUCGUGCCAUUAAAUUAUGGGAUACAGAAACUGGACAAUGUAUACGAAAAUUUUCUAAUCGUAAAUUUGCCUAUUGUAUACGAUUCAAUACAUCGGAUGAGUCACAUUCACAUUAUUUCCUUUCGGGAAUGUCGGAUAAGAAAAUUCUUUGUUGGGAUUGUCGAUCUGGUUCUAUUGUACAGGAAUAUGAUCGUCAUCUAGGUGCAGUCAAUACGGUAACAUUAGUCGAUGGUGGCCGUAGAUUUGUUUCAACAUCUGAUGAUAAAUCAUUACGUGUAUGGGAAUGGGAUAUACCUGUCGAUGUUAAAUAUAUUGCUGAUCCAUCAAUGCAUGCUAUACCGGCUGUAACAGCAGCACCGAAUAAUAAAUGGUUAGCAUGUCAAUUUAUGGACAAUAAAAUUCAAGCAUUUGCAUGUAUGAAUCGUUUCAAAUUGAAUCAAAAGAAAAUAUUCACCGGUCAUAUGGUUGCCGGUUAUGCUUGUUCACCAGAUUUUUCUCCUGAUAUGAGCUAUCUAGUAUCUGGUGAUGCUGAUGGUAAAUUAUUUUUCUGGGAUUGGAAAACAACAAAAUUAUUAACAUCAUUUCAAGCACAUGAAAAUGUUUGUAUCUCUACAUUAUGGCAACCACAUGAAACAUCCAAAGUAAUUACAGCUGGUUGGGAUAAUCUAAUUAAACUUUGGGAUUGAUUCAUUA